AUGGCGCCCUCACUCUUCCGCAGCAGGGACAUGACCCUGACCCAGCUCUAUGUCGCCAACGAGAUCGGACGCGAGGUCGUCUCCGCCCUGGGAGAGCUGGGAGUCAUGCAGUUCCGCGAUGUAUGUUGAGAUGGCAGCCUUAAGAUGAGAGGGAGGGAAUGCGGGAUACUGAUACGAUACAGUUGAACCCCGACACGACCGCCUUCCAGCGAACCUUCACCCAAGAGAUCCGCCGCCUCGACAAUGUCGAACGCCAGCUCAACUACUUUCGCGACCAGAUCGAGAAGAACAGCAUCGAAAUGCGCUCCAUCUACGAGUUCAGCAAUACUAUGGCGGCUCCGUCUGCCUCAGAAAUCGAUGAGCUGGCCGACCGCAGCCAGAGCUUGGAGCAGCGCAUCAGGAGUCUCAACGAGAGUUACGAGACUCUAAAGAAACGCGAGACCGAGCUGACGGAAUGGCGCUGGGUGCUUAGAGAGGCUGGUGGUUUCUUUGACCGCGCUCGUGGCCAGACCGAGGAGAUUAGACAAUCGAUCGACUCUUCGGAUGAUGCUCCACUGCUACGCGAUGUUGAGAAUGCGAACGGAUCCACCGAAGCUGGCCAGCAGAGCUUCAGCGUCAUGAACAUUGGCUUUGUUGCCGGCGUCAUUCCCCGCGAGCGGAUGGCGGCGUUUGAGCGUAUCCUUUGGAGAACUCUGCGUGGCAACCUCUACAUGAACCAGUCUGAGAUUCCAGACGCCAUCGUCGACCCAGAGAAGAAUGAGGAGGUACACAAGAAUGUCUUCGUCAUCUUUGCGCACGGUAAGGAGAUCAUUGCGAAGAUCAGGAAGAUCUCUGAGUCUCUGGGUGCGGAUAUCUACAACGUGGAUGAGAACAGCGAGCUGCGUCGAGACCAAAUACACGAGGUCAACAGCCGUCUUCAGGACCUGUCCAACGUGCUUGGCAACACCAAGCUUACGCUCGAUGCUGAGCUCACUCAGAUCGGACGUUCUUUGGCCGCGUGGCUCAUCGUCAUUAAGAAGGAGAAGAGCGUCUACCAGACACUCAACCGUUUCUCCUACGAUCCAGCCCGAAAGACCUUGGUCGCGGAGGCCUGGUGCCCGACCGAUUCCCUGGGCGUCAUCAAGUCAACCCUUCAGGACGUCAACGAUCAUGCUGGUCUAUCAGUGCCUACCAUCGUCAACCAGAUCAGAACGUCCAAAACGCCACCAACCUACAACAAGACCAACAAGUUUACCCUCGGAUUUCAAACGAUCAUUGACGCCUACGGUACUGCCAAGUACACUGAAGUCAAUCCUGGACUACCUACCAUUGUCACGUUCCCCUUCUUGUUCGCCGUCAUGUUCGGUGACUUUGGUCACGGUAUGAUCAUGACACUCGCUGCUGUCGCCAUGAUUAUUUUCGAGAAGCCUUUGCAGCGUGGCAAGCAGGAUGAACUAUUUGGCAUGGCUUUCUAUGGUCGUUACAUCAUGCUCAUGAUGGGAAUCUUCUCGAUGUACACCGGUCUGAUUUACUGCGACGCCUUCUCAAAGGAGAUCCCCAUCUUUCCCAGUAUGUGGAAGUGGGAAUUCCCGGACAACUACGAGAUAGGAAAGACAGUCAUCAGUGCAAAGAGAGUGGAGGGCUACACAUAUCCUUUCGGCAUGGACUGGAGAUGGCACGACACCGACAAUGACCUCCUCUUCAGCAACAGCUACAAGAUGAAAUUAUCUAUCAUCAUGGGUUGGGCGCACAUGACCUACUCGCUCUGCCUCUCGUACAUCAAUGCUCGCCACUUCCGGUCGCCUAUUGAUAUUUGGGGCAAUUUCAUCCCGGGAAUGAUCUUCUUCCAGGGCAUCUUUGGAUACUUGGUCCUCACCAUUGUCUGGAAAUGGUGCGUUGACUGGUACGCCAUUGGAGAGCAACCGCCCAAUCUUUUGAACAUGCUUAUCUACAUGUUUCUGAAACCCGGCACUGUCGAUGAACAGUUAUACCCUGGCCAAGGAGCGGUACAGGUCAUAUUAGUUCUGCUGGCAGUUGUGCAGGUCCCAAUCAUGCUGUUCUUGAAGCCGUUCUACCUUCGCUGGGAGCACAACAAAGCCCGCGCCAAGGGAUACCGUGGCAUCGGAGAGACCACGGCCGUCUCUGCUCUGGAUGAUGACGAUGAGGGCGAACAUGCAAACGGCGACCCAGGACGGCCAAGCUUUGCCGAGAGCGAUGUCGAUGGUGCUGUGAUCACUCAAGAUAUUGGUGGCGGCGAAGAAGGUCAUGAAGAAUUCGAGUUCAGCGAGGUGAUGAUCCAUCAGGUCAUUCACACUAUCGGUACGUUAUGAUGAGCUGUGCGCUGUUUACUGAAGUGGCUAACGAAACCUGCAGAAUUCUGCCUCAACUGCGUCUCGCAUACAGCAUCUUACCUGCGUCUGUGGGCCCUGUCACUCGCUCAUCAACAGCUGUCCAUUGUGCUCUGGUCAAUGACUCUGGCUAACGCCUUCAAGUUCGAAGGAGGCGUGGGUAUAUUCGUCAUCUUCUGCGCCUUUGCCCUUUGGUUCGCCCUCACUAUUGCCGUCUUGGUCGUCAUGGAGGGUACUAGUGCCAUGUUGCAUUCACUCCGUCUGCACUGGGUUGAAGCGAUGAGUAAACAUUUUAUUGGCGAGGGAGUGGCAUUCGAACCUUUUAGUUUCAAGGACAUGCUGGAAGAGGAGCUGACAGAACUGAAAUAG
Messenger RNA from Lecanosticta acicola, 2696 nucleotides. Lineage: Eukaryota; Fungi; Ascomycota; Dothideomycetes; Mycosphaerellales; Mycosphaerellaceae. The record is from the annotation of a GenBank genome assembly.